Molecule: messenger RNA, 795 nt
Organism: Aspergillus ibericus CBS 121593
Lineage: Eukaryota; Fungi; Ascomycota; Eurotiomycetes; Eurotiales; Aspergillaceae
Exons: 3
Coding region: 1-795 (264 amino acids)
Source: RefSeq, a predicted model, not a curated record
AUGCCGGUGGACUACGAAUGCACUUUUUAUGGCAAUCGGGAACGCUCUACUCCUCUAUCUUACGCCCUUGCUUCCGAAAUUAGCGAGAUUCUCAGAGACGCCCGGGUUCCCUGCUUGUUGAUAGAGGAUCUUAUGUUCAGGGUUUUGGGGAUUGACGGUUGCAAUAAGCACCUGGACUUGGCGCUCGAAGAUUCUCACUUGGACUACGCCAUCGAUAUUCUCAGAGGAGAAGGCUUCGACGACAAGACGUACCCAAACUGCUCCACCCUCCUAGACGAGCUCGACAAGGCGGGUGAGGCCCAUUUCCAGCCCGCUCAUUGGUUUCAUCUAUGCGACAGGACCCCUUUACCUCGCAGAAUCCCUCCUGAUUCAAUGGGCUCUGCCCACCCAGACGACGAUGAAAAGGCUCACGUGGACCUUCGCCUAUACCGGAUGUCAGAAUACUUCUGGGCCCUUCCGGAACUCCCCCCCGUCAGAUCGCUGCUGACAACCGGGGAUUACAUCUGGACACACGACCACCGGCUGCCUGCUCAUUACCUGGGAACUGAUCCAAGUCAAAACUCGGGCUUAUUUCCGCCUGAUAUACCUCCUGUCCUGAUUCCCAGUCCGGCUCGUGUGAUCGAGUCAUUAAUCCGCCUUAAAGCGCGGGAUAGCAAACGCCCAUGUCGUGGGAGGUUCUGGCACCUGAGACUUGCCUAUUUCAUGACGGUCGGAAGGAGUGAAAUUGCUCCCGGGCGUGCUCCCCCAAUCGGGGGUGCGUUGUAUGAACCUGAUGCUUUUGACGGGUGGCAAUAG